Molecule: messenger RNA, 637 nt
Organism: Nematolebias whitei (Rio pearlfish)
Lineage: Eukaryota; Metazoa; Chordata; Actinopteri; Cyprinodontiformes; Rivulidae
Product: sortilin-related receptor
Exons: 6
Coding region: 68-637 (189 amino acids)
Molecular function (GO): protein binding
Source: RefSeq, a predicted model, not a curated record
UGCUGACUGUCCUGAUGGCAGCGAUGAGCUCGGAUGUCCUACAGCAACAACUGGUACUAACACGGUAAUGCUGACCCCAGUACCCACCCUGGUCCCUCCUCCAUCACCUGGUCAUUGUACUCGUGGUCAAAUCCAGUGUCGCCGACCCCCCCGCUGCAUUCCUGAGUGGCUGCGCUGUGACGGCCAACUCAACUGUGAGGAUGGCUCUGAUGAAGCUCACUGCCCCACCCAUGAGUCUCUGUUGUGUGUUAAUGGGACUCGUUGUUCUGACGGUGAAGCCUGUGUGCUGGACAUUGAGAGGUGCGAUGGUUUCCUGGACUGCUCAGACCACAGCGAUGAGGACAACUGCACCUCUGAUACACUUGCCUAUAAAGUCCAGAAUCUCCAGUGGUCACCAGACUUCUUGGGUGCCAUCACACUGACCUGGUCUCGUCCCAAAAACCUCCCCCUGAACUCGUGCUACUUUCUCAUCUACUACAGGAUGGUGGGCACUCAGCAGUGGACUGUCAUGGAGACCCACAGCAACAAAACCAGCUACAAACUGUCUGUGCUGAAACCAGACACCACCUACCACCUGAAGGUGCUCACUCAGUGCCUCAGAAAGCUGCACAAGACCAAUGAGAUGAUCACAAAAUAA